Molecule: messenger RNA, 9812 nt
Organism: Aedes aegypti (yellow fever mosquito)
Lineage: Eukaryota; Metazoa; Arthropoda; Insecta; Diptera; Culicidae
Product: mediator of RNA polymerase II transcription subunit 12
Exons: 8
Coding region: 879-7895 (2338 amino acids)
Biological process (GO): cell differentiation
Source: RefSeq, a predicted model, not a curated record
UUUGUAGACCUCGGCACAAAUUCGUCUCCUGUCAUCCAGCGCAGUAGCCAGCAAAAGUGCGUACAAACGAUCGAAAAAGUUUUGAUUUACGGUUGUAAAAAGUGUCGAGCGGUGCUCAAAGUGUUUGAAUUUUCUCGCCCGAAUCCCACCGUGUCGGUUAGCGUCAUUUUGCGACGGUUUUGAGCGUGUUUCGCGAGUGUAUUUUGCAUUUUAGUAAAAGGGGCAAGUGGAAAAGUGAAGAAGAGAUAACGAGCGCGGAGAUUUCCCGUUACAAGGCAGAGAGUAGUUCGUACAAAAAUCAAAAGAAAAGAAAAUCGUUUUCCAGCUUCAGAUUUUCCAAGCAGAAAUUAUCCACGUAGAGUGUUCUAAUUCCGUCACAAAACGUCGCUGGAAGACGGAAUAAUUUCUGUUCGGUUCGUAAAAAAAGCUAAGAAGAAUCGGAGGAGCAGUAAUUUGCUUUAGAAGCAGCGGCCAGCGCCAGUGGGAGUGAAGAUUUUCAUUGUCCGAAAAAAUCGCAAACGUCAUCUCGUUUCUCUUCGGAAGUUUCGGAGAACGGAGAUACCGUCUGUCUGUUCGUUCGGACGGUAGUGAAAGGAACCGGAGCUCAUCCCGGAGGAAGCAACUGGAAUCGAACGCCUGACCAAGAAGGACUUCAGAAAUAUAAUUUGUCUCUGUCGUCCAAAUCGCGGAAACACGUUGACCUGAAAUUGCCAACCGCAACUCAGGUAUCGAAGCCGUCUUACUGCCAGGCAAGCAAAGCAAAGUCAGCCACUAGAUAUCCAGGAAACAUAAGCCGACACUGGGCGCAACAAAUCAAGACUGGUUGAGGUGCGCGACAGGCUUCCACACUUUUUCGCUGAUGAAGAUUCUCUGGCAGCAUGAAUGCAUUGGGGGGAACUAGGGGGGAGCGAAAUGCAAAGCCCAAAUUCGCAGCGUUAGAUAUCAACAAACUCUACAGCACAAGUCGGGGAGAAUCUCUUGAACCAUCAACUCAGAAAAGUGCAGCUCCUCGUAAACAUGGAAUGCAAAGUUUGGGAAAGGUUCCCUCGGCUCGUCGACCGCCAGCAAACCUUCCGUCUCUGAAAGCCGAAAUCUCCAUUCCAUCGGAUCAGCAAGGCACCUGGGGUAGCGAAGCAGGAGACAACCAAAACAACAACUCUAGUAUUACUUCAACAUCAGCAGCACCAUCAGCAGCCGCCGGUAGCAGCACAAAUAACAACGCCACGGUUGGUGCCGGAGGUGUGCACAGCACUUCACACGCCAGCAGUUCACAGAUUCCCCACUCGGGCGCAUCAUCCUCUUCACAAUGGAGUUCGAACGAGUUCCCCUCGCUGGAUGGCACUGGUCAGUAUGGUCCGAGCGGCAAACAGCAGCAUCAUCAUCUCCACGAUGGCACAGACGGCAGAGCGAUGGGUCAGUACAUGGAUGGUCCACAAGUCAGUCUGCGGCCUCAAACGGAUGCUGCGAGUUGGAUGCAGCAACAACAGCAGAGCAGUGGGGGCGGAAACAACGCCGGAGGUAUGAACGGGCCAAACAGCAACCAACAGGGCCAGGGCCCCCAACAGCAACCAGCUGCACCCCUACCGCCUCAGUUCCGGGCACUGAUGCCACCGUUCAUGUAUCGUGGCAACGGAGGCGGAGGUGGAAAUUCUGUAACGCCGCCACCUUCUUCGAACGAGGAUAUCAAUCGUGGCAAUACUGGAGGCGGCAAUGGUGGAAGCAGUGGAGGUGGAAUGCGAAGCAACAACAGCAACAUGGGCUACAACAGCAUGUUGCCAAGCUUUGUGGCUCCUCCAACGAAUCAUCAUCAAUCUCAUGGAUCAAAUUAUUCGCCAACACAGUCGGGUGGUAGAUACCGAGACUCGUAUUCAGGCGGACGCCGUGGACAGAUGCAACCGCCUCGUCUUGCCAACAGGCAACAGCAGCAUCAAAACGAUGAUCAUCGCUCUCAAACGGCUGCUCCAGCUUAUGUUGAACCGGACAUACUUGUGCAGCGACCGAUUAUACGAGAUGAAGAACUUCAACGCAUUGAAGCGAUUGCUAAAGACGAAGGAUGGGCCAAGGAUGAUGAAAUUGAUUAUAACCAGAAAUUACAAUUCUCGGAUGACGAAUUGGAACCAAGUCCCCCAAAAGAAAUUCCAAUGUCCGUUGUUAAGCAAGAGAAAUCCCCUUCACAGAUACAACAGCAACAACAGCAAAUGCAACAGCAACAAUUGCAGCAGCAGCAGUCUCAACAGGAAGAUGACAAACGAAUGGCUUGGAGUCGAGAAGUGGAACGGGAACAAGAGAGGCUUGAACAGGAACAAAUUGAACGUCUUGAUCGUGAGCGCCAGGAAAAAGAAAGAGAGCAGACGAAUAUGCGUCCAGUGCAACAAAAUGGGCAUAUAGGAGGACGAGGCUUAGAUGCGGAAGCGAAGGAAAGAUUGAAGCAACGUCGAGAAGAAGAUCAGAAACGAGAAAUGGAACGGAAACAAGCGGCCGCAAGAAAGCUGCAAGAACUUGAACAAAAGUUAAGUCAGAAGAAGAACGAAGACAACGUUGUUGGUUCUGUUACUUCACCUGCAACUACGAAAGAUGGCGAAGAUCGUGAUCUAGUAGUGGCAGGUUUUAACGAAUCUGGUGAAAGUAAGGAACGCAGCAGUUCAAGUGUUCGUGGCGGAGACCGAGAAAGACUAGAUUCGAAAGAAUAUAGAGACCGCGAUCGAGAUCGUUUUGAAUAUGGACGAUAUGAUAGAGAUUACCGCGAUCGGGACAGAGGAGAGCGGGAUAGGACAGAGCGAGAUAGAACAGAAAGAGCUAGAGGCGAACAGGAUCGUGAGCGUGAUGCUUGGGGUGAAGUACCGCCCUACUCUAAAAAUUUCCAGUCCAAUUUACCGCCACGUUUUCAGAAACGUAAACUUGAACGAAAUCCAUCGGGAAAUAGUUUACAGGGAAGUGGAAGCUACAUUACUAGAGAUCAGAACAUCACUCGCAACAGUAGCACUGCCAAUCAAGGAUCGAUGAUGUCGCAGUCACAACCACAAACUGAGAACAAAAGUGUUCCGUUCGCUCAACAGUAUGAUCCACGAUUCAUCCAUAGCCAACAAAAUUUUGGCAAGAGUCAAUCAUCUAGAAGAGCUGCUCCUGGUGAAGAUAGUUCUCGUGGUCGUGAUCUUAGGGAUCGCGGAGAUGACCGUGACUCGAUGACGAAAGACAGAGAGCAACAACGAGAUCGUGAGAUGAUUCCCAGAGAGAUUAUGAAACGACGUAUCGACUCAGAAGAAGAUGACCGUUUCAGCAGCAGUGGAAGGGAAUCAUCAAGCAAACUCAGCGGUGGUAGAACUACGCCACAGCUGGUCAGAAGUGUAUCUGAUACAUCUCAAAGGAAAACUAGUGUAUCCAGCGAUGAUAACACUCGUCAACUGGACCAUCACCAUCAUCAUAACAGUUCGAGAGAAAUCAUUGGUUCGUGGGAAAGUGAAACGGAGAAAGAAGAUAGACGACAGGCAGAAGCUGCAGCAGCAUUGGCAAAGGAAAACCAAAUGCAACAACUGCAGUUACAGCAGCAGCAGCAACCGGACAGUCGUAGAAUUUCUGAAUCUUCUGAGGGUGAGCCGAAACAAAUUCUUCAAAGGAUCAAAGAAUCCUCACCAGCAUUGGAUGAAAUUUCAAAAGGAAGAAACGACGAAUUAAAAACAAAUGAGCCUAAACUGUUAUCAACAGCUUGGGAAGAAUCAGUAGAAGCCGCUGAAGAAGAAGAACUGAAGGCAUCUGAAGCGAGUUUGACUUCAAUUGACGAUAAAAAGGAUGUGUCUACUUUGGAGGUAACUAAAACCGAUAGUGGAAAAGUAAUCGACCAGGAAAACAAGAUGAGUGUUGAUACUGGAAGGGAAAUGGAUGACAGCAAAUAUGGUUCAAAGAAACCAAUGCACUCAAGAGGAACUGGCAGACAUGAAACACGCGGAGGAGGACAUUCUCGAGGAGGCUUUGCUGGUGGUAGUGGAUUCCAUCGUGGUGGAAGCAGUUCAAGUUGGGGUCGUAGGGGUGGUCCUGGCGGCAACAGGAUGAACCAGGGUCGUAACUACAAUCAAGAUUACUGGAGUGAGUCAGACUAUUCUGAUGAUGGCGACGAAGAAUACAGAAAAGAUGGCAAAUACGAACGAAAGGAUGGAAUGGGUAAUCAAUAUCGAAAUAGCGGUUCAUCAGUUGGGCAGGCUCAAAAUAUGAAAGAAGGGUUUGCUCCACGCGGAGAACCAUCCCGGAGAGGGCGUGGUGGGAUGAGUUCUGCUAUGAGCGGCCCAGGUUUCCGCAAAACUACGGUUGGGAAGAAAAUGGAUGGAUAUGGUCCACCCAGUUCGAAGAGUCCUUUCGGAAGUAGUGAAGAAAAAACAGAAUCAAAAAAUCAAUCUGUGCCGAAAGAUAUGAAGCCAGCAGAUCAAACAUUGAACGCAGACGACCGAACAAAGCAGAAACAAGCUGCUUUGAGUGCUGGGCUUACAAACAAACCUGUCGGAGGUCCGAAGCCACCUACCAGUGGUCCACUGCCUCAAAGAAGCCCUUCUGGAAACAUGAAGCCACCUGGCAAGCCAGCUGAAGAAACCCUUUCUGAUCAAGAAAAAUUAAAAGCUUCCUUGGAAAAGAAAACGCGCAAUGACAGUAAAACAGAAUCUCAUGACGAGAAGUCGAAAGAGAAACCCAGAACUGAAAGUGAAAGUCAUGAUACGGAUGAUGCCAGCAAGGAGAGCUUGAAAACUGGCCAACCUCGACCCAAACAACAGCAACCUCCAGGCAUUAAGUCAGUGCAACCGAGUUCGACGGUACCCGUGGGAAAACCUUCGACAACGAUUGCAAAGCCAAAUACCGUUGUUCCAUCUGGAGCACCAACAACCGCCGGUCCAAAGCCAACAACACCUGCAGCUCAACCUGUCAUGCAACAACCUAAGCCGAAUCAAGAUCCCAGAGGUCAAACAAACAAUCGAUCAAUGAACAUUACACCUCGUAUGGUCAAACCAAAGGAAAGACGUGAGGGUGGCUUCCAGGAUGGACAACAAAGCGGUGGCGAAACCAAUGAGUCUGAAGCAAACGUUGUGGCUAGUUCCCAGCCACAGCCAGUGCAAGAGAAAGUAAACACGUUGAACGUCAACUCUUCCAAGACUGAUAAUAGUAAGCAACAUUUAGAUGGAGCCACGCCACCCGUAAAUACGAUCAUUUUUGAAAAUACCAACUACAAAUCUUCGACAGUCGUUGUUUCCACAGUGCCACAGCACAUGCUUCAGCCACAACAAAUACAGCAACCACUGCAAAUUCAAGUGCAACAGCAACAACCACAAGGUCACGCACCUGCCCAAAUCAAACGGCAACACUCUGGUGGAGCUGCACCAGGUCAAUUGAUUGCACUCCAUCAACAACAGCAACAGCAGCAGCAGCAACAACAACAGCAACAGCAGCUUCAACAUCAACAACAAAUGGUGCAAUUGGUCAAGCAAGAACAUACUGUGCGACAUCCAUCACAGGAAGAAGCAUUCAAGGUCGCAGCUGGUGUCCCACAAUCUGGUUCAAUGCAUGACAUUAUGGAACAACAACAACAACAACAGCAACCCCCACAGAGGCCACAGCCAACAAAUGGUCCGCAACAACCACAGCAACAACAACAAUUGCAGCAAAAUCAAGUACCAUUGCAGCAACAAGUUCCUCAACAGCAACAACCUAGUUCUCAAACCGAUGUUAUUACUAGUGCAUUGCAUAAUAUGUCCUUCCCUAAACCUGCGGAAGCCGACUAUGAUAAAGAAAUGAAACCAUUCACAUUCGACGCUGAUCUUUCCCAACUGAUUGAGGCAAAAAAUAAAGCAGCUGGGCUCUGUCUUCCUAAGGCACAAAAUAUGAUUUCGCCAUCUACGGCAGAGUUGAAUAUGAAGAUUGCUAGUGUGAAAAAAGUAUGGGAGAUGCCUAGUGUCCCGGAACAUGUAACAGAAGAUCCGUCAAGUGCGGCAAAUGCAGCUGCUGCAGCUGUGCAACUGGCAGCCAACUUCGCAGCUGUAAAUUCUCAGCAUCAACAGCAUCUUCAUCAGUUCCAACACUCACACAGCAACUUAACCCAUGCUCACCAGGCCCACACUUUGGCCGCUGCGGCGGCUGCUGGUCAGUCGUACGCAGGAGGUUUCGGACAAGAGCAACAAUCACUUGAUCAACACUACAGCAAGGCCAAUAACGAUAGCGUAGUGAUUGGUGGUACGACAGGAGGCAACGAUGGUGAUAAUAAUUAUAACAACCCACAACACGCAGUUGUCGGUCAAGGAAACAAUGUUCAGCAUCAAUCGGCUGCAAAUAUGAACAUGAAACAUGAUGUUCUAGCCAACAAUGUAAAUGUAUGCAAGGUGAAACCAACGCAACAGAACAUGCAUCAAUCGACAGGCUUAGGACUAUCGCCUCCACCAAUGCAGCAAGGAACUAUUCCAUCCGCGCCCCAGACUUAUUUCCAGCCAUCCCAGUACGGAAUGUCUGCGAUUCCUUCGCCACCAGCGGUGAUUUAUAAUUCGUCAGCAAUGCCUUCUCAAGGUGGGCUCUACAAUGCAUUCCAAAUAGAAGCAGCGGGUCGUUCGCAGUUUUCGCAAUUCCCCGGUCAUUACGGAACUACCGGAACUGGUCCAUACAACGCGUAUAUGACUACGCCUCCAAAUCUGCAAACUGCCCCAACGCCAGACAUGUAUCCGAGUAUUACUUCACAGUUUCGAAUGGGCGGUGCCGUCCAAAGUCCGUACAAUCCUUCUCCGUCGCAACAGAUGAACAAUCCAAGUACAAUGCUGAUCUCUUCGAGCACAAACUCGCUCAUGUCGUCGUCGGUAAAACCGUCAUCCCAACAAAUCGGUGCAAUAGGUUCUAAGAGUGGAUCAGUUGGACAACCUUAUGGCCAACAAUACAUGGGGAUGUUCCAACCCGCUCCACCACUGCAGAACAAUAGCUUCUACUCAAAUUCCGCUGGAGGCCAGAGUGCAUUUUUCAGCGGUGCAGGAGCUACACAAAAUUACGGAAUACCGGCAGCUGCUGCUGGAAUGUUCGGUGGACACGGUGGCCAAACCCCAUCGAACGCUCCGCCUCCGCAACAGCAACUUCCGAACUAUCCCAACGCAUCGCAGUUCUUAAAUUCACCGUUAGCGUUGGCGGCAAACGCUAUUUCUCAGCAAUUCCGCGGAGGGCCCACAACGAAUCCGCAAUCUGCCGCUGCAGCCGCAGCAUACAUGAAAGGAAACCAACCCCAAUCGCAUAUGCAGGAUCCCAAUGGUCGGCAGCUGAAAAGCCCUUUGAAUUCUGAUGCAAUGAAUAAUUUAAAACAGAUUCCACCCCAAGCGAGUCCGCCACAUCAUAAGGGUUACGCAACAGCAUGGGAGAUACAAAAUCAACUGAUUCAACAACAACAGCAGCAGCAAAACCAGCAGUCUAACCAACAGCAGCCACCACAACAGCAAAAUCCACAACAACAUCCCCAACAGCAAAUGAGUCAACCACCGCAGUCUCAGCAGCCCAAUCCAAAUCGAAAUAUGAUGCCCCCCAACCAGCAACCUCCAGCAGGACUGGGAGGUGCCGGUGGGGGUCGUCCUCCACAGGGUGUCCAGGGUGGGGGCAUGCCUCAGCGAUACCCAGCUCCCAUCCAACGACCGACUAACUACUCCCAGGCGCCAGUACCGGGAAUGCAUCAGCAACGGCCCAUUCGUCAGUCAGGCCAUAACCCUGGUCAACAACAACAGGCAAACAUGGCACAGGCAAUGGGCAAUCCCAACAAACAUUACUACGGUGGGAAUCGAGGUGGCGGUCACGUUAACGCGAUGAACGAGCAAAGCCUUGGCGGAAAACCUGGCGGUGGAAAUGAGAAACCAGUGCUCGACGGAGAUGUUAACAAGGAUGAUUCCAAGAAGAAGUAAACGUCAAAUCAAAAAGGAUCUUCAAUGGAGUGUAGAUGAGAAUUGGUUACUUAGAGAAAAGCUAAUAGGGGAAAAGAUGUGAGAUAUUAAAUACAUUUUGGCUGAAACUAAUAGAACUGAGUUCAACUUACUGAAUGAGAGAAAAAGUAUUCAUUUCACAGUUGUAACAGCAGGCGAAAAAAUACAUAAUAGACAAACAAGGUGCGUAGACGAUUCAGAAAUUCAAUGAAACUACACGAAAAAUAUGUAUUAUUGGUAAAUAAAUAAAUACCUAUUUAUUAAAUGAAAUAGUUAAUGGAAAUCAUCGGAAAUUGAUUAGCCACGCAGUAACACACGAAGAAACGAACUGCGACGUUAGCUCUGUUAACACUGAAAUUCACAAUAAUCGCAUUAUACCAUUUAACUCAGCAUCUGAAUACCGAUUGUAAUCAGCAGAACGAUCACAAAUGGAGUGGCGAACUGGUACUAAGUAAUACUGCUACAAUGCUUAACACGCCCCCUGGUAUCAGUGAAAUGGAUCGGUUUGACUGAGUUUCACUAUAAACGCAAAAUAAAACCUUGAACCUACUUAAUUUAUGACAUUAUUCUUGUUUUAUAACCCACAGUAGCUGUUUUCAACGGCAAUGCAUUGAAGCAGGGAAAAAUGUUGCUGAAUUAAUUUCUGAUUAUUUCUUACGGAGAAUGUCAGCAGAUUAAAACAGUGUCCACGUUAUGACGUACGUGAUUCAGUACGGAACUGCAAAGGUAGAUGCGAAAAAGAAAAUAAAACCUAUAAACUAUUCUACAAAGCAUACAAAUUUACAGACUUAUUUGAUCUGCCCGUUAAACAUGUUGACAAAUCUUGAAACUCAACUUAUAAGCAGCAAAACGAGGCAGGAAAUGCAACCGGCAUGGCGAUAGUAAUUACAACAAGCAAAAUGAUUGCUGCUGACACGGCAAAUGGGAUUCGGCGAGAAAAUAUAAACAUAACUGCUACUACUGCUACUUUCAAACGACACUUUGCGUUUGUACGGCUGACCACUUCCAGUUGCGUAUAGCAAUUCUAAUUUGGUAGGAAGUUGAGUCGCUACCUUGAAUGAAAAUCAUCCGUUCUCAGAAACAGAUAUUUUCUGGAAAAUUAAAUCAAUCCUUACAUAACAGAUACCAUAAGAAACACAGAAAAUAUUCGAUGGAAGUAAACAAGUAUGUCUACUCAGAAGACUAUUAGCUUAAUACAAUUAUAAGAGAAUACACAAGAAAUGCUGAAACACAUAAGUAAUUAUUGCAUGAUACAACUACAUAUAAAUAAUAAACAGAAACAAGUUUCAAACGAUUAUAUUAGUAAUUCACUUUAUUAUAAUUAUUCUUAACAUUAACACAAGUACGUGAAAUAUAUUUGAGUAUGAUUAUUAUUUUGCGGUAACUUUUUCGCGUAUUUUGAUCGAAGCAAAUCCAGGUAUAAAAAGGAUCAUCCAAAUGCCUUUGUUCAUUUUUAUUAUAUGAAUAGACGACUAUUACCUACGCAUUAACGAGCCAAACUUUCUAUUAUCGAAUUUGAAAAAAUCAACGCAAAAUCACCACACAUUGAAAGCAUGGACAAGGAGAAGAAGAAGGUAACAGAAAGAAAAAAAAACUGCUAGAAACGCGCUAAAUUGAUAGUUAAAAAAUGGGCUAGGAUGAUUGAUAAGAAUUUAAAUUUGCAGAUCUAAAAGCAAACAUUUUAGUUUAUGUUCAGAGGAAAAAUGUUUUAUUUAUUUUCUAUCUUAAUAUCUAUAAUUCGCUGCUGAAUUAAAACAGAAUGAGAUGAUGUUAGCGGAUAAUUCACACACAUACACACGCAUAUACACAGCAAAACAAAAUGUAUAAGUAAUUCACACUUACACACACAAUUAGAAGGUUGAAUUGACUAGAAAGAAACGAGGAAUGGUUACACAUAUA